Molecule: messenger RNA, 1587 nt
Organism: Thermochaetoides thermophila DSM 1495
Lineage: Eukaryota; Fungi; Ascomycota; Sordariomycetes; Sordariales; Chaetomiaceae
Exons: 5
Coding region: 1-1587 (528 amino acids)
Biological process (GO): pentose-phosphate shunt, oxidative branch; pentose-phosphate shunt
Cellular component (GO): cytosol
Molecular function (GO): NADP binding; phosphogluconate dehydrogenase (decarboxylating) activity
Source: RefSeq, a predicted model, not a curated record
AUGUCUGGCGCAGUCGCCCGCCUGGCCCAAGUCGGCGGAGCUUUGCGAGCUGCAGCCAGCUCCCUUAUCAAGUCUGAGAAAGAUGCUGACAAUGUUCCAAGCGCUGAUAUCGGCCUGAUCGGCCUGGCCGUCAUCAGAGCUUACACGGCACGAAGGGGCCAGAACCUGAUCCUCAACAUGGCCGACCACGGCUUCACCGUCUGCGCCUUCAACCGGACCGUGUCCAAGGUCGAUGCCUUCCUUGCCAACGAGGCCAAGGGCAAGUCGAUCGUCGGCGCCCACUCCGUCGAGGAGUUCGUUUCCAAGCUCAAGAGCCCCCGCCGGAUCAUGCUCCUGGUCCAGGCUGGCAAGCCCGUUGAUGACUGGAUCGAGACCCUGAUCCCCCUCCUCAGCCCCGGCGAUAUCAUCAUUGAUGGCGGCAACUCCCACUUCCCCGACACUAACAGGAGGGUAAAGUACCUUGCCUCCAAGGGUCUGCGCUUCGUCGGCUCCGGUGUCUCUGGUGGUGAGGAGGGCGCUCGCCAUGGCCCGUCCCUCAUGCCUGGUGGCAACGAGGAGGCUUGGCCCUACAUCAAGGACAUCUUCCAGGCCAUUGCUGCCAAGAGCGAAGGUGAGGCUUGCUGCGAGUGGGUUGGUGACGAAGGUGCCGGUCACUACGUCAAGAUGGUGCACAACGGUAUUGAGUACGGUGACAUGCAGCUGAUUUGCGAGGCCUAUGAUCUCAUGAAGCGUGGUCUGGGUAUGAGCAACAAGGAGAUUGGCGAUGUCUUCGCUAAGUGGAACACUGGUGUUCUUGACUCCUUCCUGAUCGAGAUUACCCGCGACAUUAUGUACUACAAUGAUGAUGAUGGAGAAGCUCUCGUCGAGAAGAUCCUGGACAAGGCCGGCCAGAAGGGUACCGGCAAGUGGACCUCGGUCAACGCCCUGGAUCUGGGCAUGCCUGUUACCCUGAUUGCUGAGGCUGUCCUGGCUCGCUGCCUGUCAGCCAUCAAGGAUGAGCGUGUCAAGGCCUCGACUCGUCUUGAGUUCGUCGGCCGUGCCACCACCUUCGAGGGCAACAAGGAGCAGUUCCUUGAGGACCUCGAACAAGCUCUCUAUGCUUCCAAGAUCAUUUCUUAUGCCCAGGGUUUCAUGCUCAUGCAGGAGGCUGCCAAGGAGUAUAACUGGAAGCUCAACAAGCCCUCGAUCGCGCUCAUGUGGCGCGGUGGCUGCAUCAUCCGCUCCGUCUUCCUCAAGGAGAUCAGUGCGGCGUACAACCGCAACCCCGACCUCGAGAACCUGCUCUUUGACGAUUUCUUCAACAAGGCCAUCCACAAGGCGCAGCCCGGCUGGCGCGACGUCGUCGCCAAGGCGGCUCUGCUCGGCAUCCCGACCCCGGCCUUCUCGACUGCGCUGGCGUGGUUCGAUGGGUACAGGACGAAGGACCUCCCUGCCAACCUGCUCCAGGCCCAGCGUGACUACUUCGGCGCCCACACCUUCCGCAUCAAGCCCGAGAAGGCCAACGAGAAGUACCCGGCGGACAAGGACAUCCACGUCAACUGGACCGGGCGGGGCGGCAACGUCUCUGCCUCGACAUACAAUGCUUAA